Scylla paramamosain (green mud crab) is the source of this 2216-nucleotide messenger RNA. Its product is annotated as alkylglycerol monooxygenase-like. Gene Ontology annotation, biological process: lipid biosynthetic process. Gene Ontology annotation, cellular component: endoplasmic reticulum. The record is from RefSeq and is a predicted model, not a curated record. Gene Ontology annotation, molecular function: glyceryl-ether monooxygenase activity; iron ion binding. Lineage: Eukaryota; Metazoa; Arthropoda; Malacostraca; Decapoda; Portunidae.
UAUACCGGCCCAGGCAGUGAGCAGAUUACCUCCUGCCACUACCACCACCACCACCACCACCACCACCACCACCACCACCACUCUGAUCACCAUAUUUGAGCGACGCUGUGUGCUGUUGUUGUACACAUCACCACCACCACCACCACAUUGACGUUUGCUCACUACUACUACUACUACUACUACUACUACUAUUACAUCUUACACAUACAAACACAUACAGUCGCCAUAAUGUUUUCUGUUUCUUUCUGUCUUUGGUGAGAAGAAGAAGAAGAAGAAGAAGAAGAAGAAGAAGAAGAAGAAGAAGAAGAAGAAGAAGAAGAAGAAGAAGAAGAAGAAGAAGAAGAAGAGAGAGAGAGAGAGAGAGAGAGAGAGAGAGAGAGAGAGAGAGAGAGAGAGAGAGACAAAACAGAACGGAACAUAAAGUAACAUAUCAGAGCACAACAGAAAAAUAAAGAAGAAAAAAAGAGAGAGAACAGAAAGAACACAAACAAAGAAGAAACGAGAAAGACAACAACAAAAAAGAAAACGAAUAAUAAAAAAAAAGUUAACGAAUAUGUAAAGAACAACAAGAGCAACAACAACAACAACAACAACAACAACAACAAGCAAGCAAGCAAGCAAGCAAGCAACCAAAUCACCACCACUACCACACACACACCACCACCACCACCACCACCACCACCAUGGCCUCCUCGUUGUCAACAGCGGCAGAACACGUGGGAGAGAUGCUUUCCUUAAAACGACUAGGAACACUUUUCUACAUAGUUACUCCCAACUCAACCACCUUCGAGACAGUGGAGGAGGUGCCCAACUACAUCAAUGAGGCCAUCCCGUGGUUUAUCGUGUCCGUUGUGGUGGAACACUUCCUGGGGCUCCUCAUGCUGGGGAGGAAACCCGGCAGGCUGGCUGACAACCUCACCUCCGUCGGCCACGCUACCCUCUACGAGUCCUUCAAGCUGUUCACGCGCUGGUUCGAGAUGAGCGGGUACCUGUGGCUGUACGAGCACCGCUUCUUUGACAUCCCGUGGCGCUCCCCGCUGGCCUGGUGGGCGGGCUUCAUCGCUGCAGACUUCGUGUACUACUGGUUCCACAGGGCGUCCCACGAGGUGAGCGUUAUCUGGGCGUGGCAUCAGGUCCACCACUCCCAUGAGGACUACAAUGUGACAGUGGCGCUGCGACAGUCCAUGUUCCAGCGCCUUUGUGCCCUGGGCUUCUACCACCCCAUGGCCCUCCUCGGGGUGCCGCUGCCCGCCAUCUGCGUCCACUGGCACCUCAACCUCCUGGUGCAGUUUCUCAUCCAUACUGACCUGGUGGGGAAGUGCGGCCCCCUCGAGUGGAUCUUCAAUACGCCCUCCCACCACCGCGUCCACCACGGCGCCAACAAGUACUGUCUGGAUAAAAACUACGGUGGGUUCCUUAUUGUGUGGGAUCGCCUCUUUGGGACCUUCGAGGCGGAACGAGACGACGACCCUGUAGUGUACGGCCUCGUGGACCAACCCCAGGCCAGCGGUGUAUUCUACUUACAGUUCUUCUACAUCCGCGACGUGCUGGAGAAGGCACGGCAGCAGGCUACAUGGGGAGACAGCGUGAAGGCCUUGGUGUACGGGCCUGGCUGGGUUCCCGGGGCGCCGCGUCUCGGGAAUAUGGACACCUUUCCUGACGUGAAGGCCCCGCGAACCAAGUAUGACCCGCAGAUCCCUUUCUGGCUGAAGGUCUACGUGUCCACCCACUUCCUCGUGAUCCUCUUCCUGCAGCAGCUCUUCACCUUUAACCUGAAGAGAGGCUUCUACAGGUGUCAUUCCUGCCAUCCGUCUUUCUUUGUUCAUUUCCUCUUGACACACUUACUCCUCCUCGUCGCGGGCACUGCUUCAGUACAUUCACACGUGCGCGCAUCUGGCUUUGUGUGUCAAGGCUGUGUCAAGGCCAUACUGGAGAAGGAGAUGUUCCCGAUGGUGGGGGCGGCGGGCGUGUUCCUGUUCAUCCUGACGUCCAUCUGCAACAUCACCGCCAUGUUCGACGCGUGGCCGUGGGUGGGCGCGGUGGAGCUACUGCGCUGCGGCGUGUACGUAGCCUACGCCCGCAUCACGCCCGUCACCGGUCUGCCGCUCAUCGACCAGCUCCUCACUAGCAUCUUCUUCGUCUCCGCGGUGAUCUGGACCUUCAGGACCACGCUGGCGCCUCUCGGGACCGCCGCCAAGAUCCUCAAGGCGUUGUGA